Oryzias latipes (Japanese medaka) is the source of this 3242-nucleotide messenger RNA. RefSeq names its product centrosomal protein 70 (gene cep70). Gene Ontology annotation, biological process: regulation of microtubule cytoskeleton organization; cilium assembly. Gene Ontology annotation, cellular component: centrosome. Gene Ontology annotation, molecular function: gamma-tubulin binding. Lineage: Eukaryota; Metazoa; Chordata; Actinopteri; Beloniformes; Adrianichthyidae. The record is from RefSeq and is a predicted model, not a curated record.
UAGUGACGUCAUCACGUACGGUUUGAAUCUGAGCCCCAAACAGUCAGUUGUGUUCGUGGCGGGUUUUAAAGAGGAUUUUUGUUGUUUUUAUCCUGUUGAAGUGCUUUUCAGAGGUUUCUACGGAGUCCGGACUGGUUCGGUUCCUUUAUUCGGAGAGUUCGAAACGGUGCCGAGAGUCCAACCGAACCUUUUCCACCGGCAUUUCCACGGUUCUCAUUCAGGAAAGCGGUUCUGUUCCAGGGGACUGACGGGAUGUUGCAGGUGAGUCACGUGACACUCCGCUUGGUAACUGAAAACUGAGGAGGGAGGGGGGCUCAGUUUUCAGACGCGCGCGCGCGCCAGAGCACGAGCGUUUUCAGUUGAGUGGAGGUUGUUGGGGUUCAGAGCGGACAUGCGGCCCCCGGGGGGAAAUGGGACGUUUGUCUACCUGUGGACCUGCAGGCAGUUCCAGGAGCAGCAGGCGGAGUGGGAGCCGCUGAACCGGCUGCUGCAGCAGCGGGGCUUCCGGCCGGUGCUCUUUGCGGACCCCGUGGAGAACAAGAACCCUGCAGAACUGGGCCUGCUGGACAGGAAGUCCGCAGCGGCGCUCAGGCGGACUCUGGAGACGCUGCUGGCGGACUCGGACAGGAGGCAGGCUCUCCUGCAGGAGCUGGUCGGGUCCAACAACCGGCUCCGGGAGGAGGUCCAGGAGCAGAUGAGUCGCGCCGCCCAGCACUCCCAGAGGGCCUCGGAGCUGCAGGCGCUGCUGGACCAGGUGAAGGUGAAGGUCCAGGACCUGGAGGACCGCUGCAUCUGCAGGGCUGCGCAGACGCACAGCCGCACGCUGCAGCUGCAGCGCCACAGCGCAGAGGCCAUACGCCGCUGCGAGCAGCUGCAGCAGAAGCUGCGCAGGAAGGAGGAGGAGGCCGCCAAGCUCCGCUGGAAGCUGCGCUUCGCCGUGGAGCAGGAGGAGCGGCGCUUGGCCCGGCGGAACCGCAGCUUCCAGGAGAUCUGCGGGAAGACGUCCCGGCUGCAGACCGCCGCCGAUCAGCGGGUUUUGGACGUCAUCGACUUCUACGAAGCGGAGAGGAGGCGACUGAUGGAGGAGCUCAGGUCUGCUAGAGGAGGAGCCGAGGCCUCGGAGCUGCAGGACGGUGGGGAACGGACCGCCGCCGGCGCUCCUUCAUCCUUCAAAACAGACCUCAAGGUGUUCCCACAAAAGGAGAGGCGCACGCAGCUGGAGGCGGAGCUAGACUCCAGACCGACCCGGGAGCAGCCGAAGGGCCGCAGACGGCGCCACCUGGAGGGGCUGCAGCCGGGCGCCGCCAGGUUGACCACAGUGGGCGGAGCUAAGACAAAGGGCGUAGAAGAACCUCCUAGGGAGGUCUGGCUGUGCGCUCAGUUCCGAACCCUGCUGUCUGACAUCAGAGCGGUCAUCGGGAGCCCCGCCUCCUCCAAAGAGGCGGAGUCAGAGCUGGCUGACUUCCAGGCGCUCCUGCCGGUGUUGGAGGACUGGGCUGGCCAGCGCCGCCUGCUGAAGGACCUCCGGGACCUGCUGGUGGACCUGUCAGGCGGGCCUCGAGAGGACUCUGCGGCCGCGGUGAAGGUGGAGGACCUGAUCGUGCUGGUGGAGGACAUGCUGGAAAACGCAUCCAAAGACCCUGAGCAGAAGCUCCGGAACUCCGCCCCCUACACUCUGAGCGCCAUAGUGUCCCACUUCCAGAAGCUGUUCGACGUUCCGUCCCUCAGAGGGGUCUACCCCCGCAUGAACGAGGUCUACACGCGGCUGGCAGAGAUGACCAACGCCAUGAGGAACCUGAAGGACGCUCUGGACCUGGACGGCAGAGCGUCGCCUGCGGAGGUGGUGAACCACGUGUCUGCGCUGGCGUCUGCUCAGCAGUCGGGACUGCGGGACCUGCUGGAGGAGGCGGACAUCGACAGCGUCAUCCUCAAAGUGAAGCAGCACGACGAGUUCCUGCCCGCCUUCCACCGCCUCAUCACCGACAUCCUACAGACUCUGGGUGUGACUCACCUGGAGGAAAUCCUUCCUGCUUUGAAGUCUCUGCAGCGUUCUGCAGCCUGAUCUCCCGAUUAUUCCACAAAAAAACCACAGGAGAAUAAAACCGUCUCGGUUCCUUCACUUCUCGGAAAUUCUUCUGUCCUCCACUAAAUACCUGUGGGACAUGACCAAAGAGCUGUCAAUUGACCCUCUGGACAUGACCAAAGACCUGUCAAAGGACACUAGGGACAGGACCAAGGGGCUGUCAAAGGACACUAGGGACAUAACCAAGGGGCUGUCAAAGGACACUAGGGACAGGACCAAGGGGCUGUCGAAGGACACUGGGGACAGGACCAAGGGGCUGUCAAAGGACACUAGGGACAGGACCAACGGCUGUCAAAGGACACUAGGGACAGGACCAAGGGGCUGUCAAAGGAAACUAGGGACAGGACCAAGGGGCUGUCAAAGGACACUAGGGACAGGACCAAGGGGCUGUCAAUUGACACUAGGGACAGGACCAAGGGGCUGUCAAAGGACACUAGGGACAGUACCAAGGGGCUGUCAAAGGACACUAGGGACAUGACCAAAAAGCUGUCAAUUGACACUCAGGACAUGACCAAAGACCUGUCAAAGGACACUAGGGACAGGACCUAGGGGCUGUCAAAGGACACUAGGGACAGGACCAAGGGGCUGUCAAUUGACACUAGGGACAGGACCAAGGGGCUGUCAAAGGACACUAGGGACAGGACCAAGGGGCUGUCAAAGGACACUAGGGACAGGACCAAGGGGCUGUCAAAGGACACUAGGGACAGGACCAAGGGGCUGUCAAAGGACACUAGGGACAGGACCAAGGGACUGUCAAUUGACACUAGGACAGGUCCAAGGGACUGUCAAAGGACACUAGGGACAGGACCUAGGAGCUGUCAAUUGACACUCGGGAAGGAAUCAAAUAGCUGUCAGAGGAUACCAAGGGCUGGGUGAUAUGGCCUAUAAAUAUAUCUCUUAACAUUUGUUUUUCAUUCUCAUUUCAUUUAGACACAAAAAGUACAGAAAAUAUUUAACAAAAACUCUUAUUGUUACGUUUCCUUUGUGAAAUAAACACGAAUGCUGGUAGAACAUAUUGGCCUGUUUUUAAUGAGCUGCCGCAACUUUUUGUUGUUAUAAAUAUGUUUUAUUGUCAAACUGUUUGAAUUAUGGAAGCAUUUUUGUAUACAGAAAGUCAUUAUGGUAUUUAAGGUAAAUUAAAAACAAAUUUUGAACAUUU